AUGGCGUCGCCUGGCAGCUUCCCGCAGCCGCCGCAGCGCGACUCGUGGUUCGCGCCGCUGUCCGUUGACCUGCUGGUCAAGGUGCUCAAGGUGACCGUGUUCCACCCCUUCGUGACGGCGCUGGUGCCGCUGUGCCUGCGGGCGCGGGCCAUGCUAUGGGACGCGCCGACGAUGCUGGCCGCGUUUGCGUGGGCGGCGCUCGUGUCGCUGUUGUGGGUGGCGUCGGCGGUAAACCAGCGCAUCGCGCACGGCGCCCCGCGCCAGGUCGACCUCGGCGAGGAGGUCAUCGUCAUCACGGGCGGCGCGAGCGGCCUGGGCAUGCUGGUGGCCGAAGUCUACGGCAUGCGCGGCGCCACGGUGGCCGUUCUGGACGUCAACGACAUGGAGAAUGGCGAGGCGCGCGGCGUUACGGCGUACAAAUGCGACGUCAGCGACUACAAGCAGGUCGCGGCGACGGCGCUCAAGAUUGAGGAAGAGCUCGGAACGCCUACGGUACUCAUCAACAAUGCCGCUAUUGUAGUUGGCAAAUCGCUCCUCGACCUUUCAGUGGACGAAAUCGACCGCAGCCUCACGACAAACCUCCUCGGCCCGUUCUACUGCCUCAAGGCGUUCCUACCCGCGAUCAUCCGCAGCGGCAAGGGCGGAACCAUUGUAAACAUCUCGUCCGUUAUCGGCCACCUCGGUGCGGCCCAGCUCAGUGACUACGCCGCGGCAAAGGCUGGCCUCUCCGCGAUGCACAGGUCCUUGGCGGCGGAGCUGCGCGAGUCGCACCCCGAGAUCAAGACGGUGCUCAUCACGCCGGGUCAGCUGAGCACACCGCUGUUCUACGGGGUGCAGACGCCGAGCAGCUUCGUCGCCCCGGUGGUGGAGCCCGUGGAGGUAGCCAAGGAGAUCGUGGCGGCCAUCGAUCAGGGCAACGGCGCGACGACGGGGAUGCCGCUGUACGCGCGAUGGAUCGACUGGUACGCGGUGCUGCCGGCGGGCGUGCAGGUGCUGGCCAGGAAGAUUUCGGGCGUGGACAGGGGGAUGCGGACGUUUAUCGGGAGACACGGCGCGGCAGAAGGCAAGAAGCAACGAUGA
Messenger RNA from Cordyceps fumosorosea ARSEF 2679, 1080 nucleotides. RefSeq names its product NAD(P)-binding domain protein. Gene Ontology annotation, molecular function: oxidoreductase activity, acting on the CH-OH group of donors, NAD or NADP as acceptor. The record is from RefSeq and is a predicted model, not a curated record. NCBI's taxonomy places the organism in Eukaryota, Fungi, Ascomycota, Sordariomycetes, Hypocreales, Cordycipitaceae. The coding region runs from base 1 to 1080 and encodes 359 amino acids. The transcript has 2 exons.